Messenger RNA from Didymodactylos carnosus, 459 nucleotides. NCBI's taxonomy places the organism in Eukaryota, Metazoa, Rotifera, Eurotatoria, Philodinida, Philodinidae. The record is from the annotation of a GenBank genome assembly.
AUGGAUGAAUUACAAUCAUUAUGUUAUGAUAGUGGUUGUUAUCUAUCAGAUAAAGAUUUACAAUGGGCAAAAAUAUAUCUUGAUCGCGAUGGCGAUGGCCAAAUUACAUAUAAUGAGUUUGCACAAUGGUGGACUGCCAGUAAUAAUGAUCGUUUUAAAUAUUUAAAAUUAACUGAUUUACAACAAAAGUUAGUUUGUAAAAUAUCGGAAUUAUUUCGUAAAUAUGAUAAAGACAAUAGUGGACAAUUAGAUAAUCGUGAAAAGUUUGAAAAAUUAAAACAAGAUUUAUUAAAAAAUCAAAUAUUAAAAGAUAUACAUGAAUUAGAAUCACGUUCAUUCAAUGAAGUCGAUCGUUCACAUGAUGGUAAAAUUAAUUUCAAUGAAUUAAUUGCAUGGUUUAUUGAUAUUGGUAUUAUUUUCGGCAAUGAUCCUACAAAAACAUUGGAAAAGAUUAAGUGA